AUGCAAGCACCAGGCGGACCAAGACAGCCAGGUUCAGGAAACGGGACGCCAGCCAAUGCAGCGGUGUCCAAUCUUUCCAGCGCGCUGCGCCAGGUGAAUCUCGGAAACAGCAACACAGCGACAGACCAGUGCAAUGUCAACUACGAGCUGAACAAUCGCAUAAAUCAGCAGCAGCUUCUGGCAGAGGCUAGUCGCAAUUCUUACAUGGCACAGCAGGCAGAAAUGCAACAGCAAGCGGCGUCACAGUCGUCGCAGUACGUGGGACCUUCGGAAAUUGACAAUUCGCGGAUCGCUAAAUUUUUCCAGAAUCAGCCGGAAGAAGGCUAUACCCUUUUCUCGCACAGGUCUGCACCAAACGGAUUUAAAGUUGCCAUUGUACUGAGCGAGUUGAAACUGCCAUAUCAGACGAUUUUUUUAGAAUUCAAUUUGGGCGAGCAUCGCGCGCCGGAAUUUGUCGCCAUCAAUCCAAACGCUAGGGUACCCGCGUUGAUCGACCACGCUUUGGACAACCUAGCGAUAUGGGAAUCCGGCGCCAUUAUACUGCAUCUCGUGAACAAAUAUUACAAAGAAACUGGGGAUGCGCUUCUAUGGUCCGAUAACAUGGCAGAACAGUCCCAAAUAACCGCCUGGCUUUUCUUCCAAACUUCUGGUCAUGCGCCCAUGAUUGGCCAGGCCCUGCAUUUCAGAUAUUUCCAUACUCAAAAAGUACCUAGCGCUGUCGAAAGGUACACGGACGAAGUGAGAAGGGUGUACGGAGUUGUGGAAAUGGCACUUGCUGAAAGAAGAGAGGCACUUAUAAUGGAGCUGGAUACAGAAAAUGCGGCAGCUUAUUCCGCAGGCACUACACCACUGUCGCAAAGUCGAUUCUUCGAGUAUCCAGUAUGGCUUGUGGGCGACAAGAUUACCGUUGCAGACCUGGCGUUCGUACCCUGGAACAACGUUGUCGAUCGUAUUGGCAUAAAUAUCAAGAUGGAGUUCCCAGAAGUAUACAAGUGGACGAAGCGUAUGAUGAGAAGACCUGCGGUAAUCAAAGCCCUUCGCGGAGAGUAG
Messenger RNA from Lachancea mirantina, 1050 nucleotides. Lineage: Eukaryota; Fungi; Ascomycota; Saccharomycetes; Saccharomycetales; Saccharomycetaceae. The record is from the annotation of a GenBank genome assembly.